Molecule: messenger RNA, 1083 nt
Organism: Leptosia nina
Lineage: Eukaryota; Metazoa; Arthropoda; Insecta; Lepidoptera; Pieridae
Source: the annotation of a GenBank genome assembly
AUGGCGACGGUUAAUAGAUUUUUGCACAGCCCAUAUGAAUUUUACGAAGAGCUGCAAGACAGAGCUGAUCUAGCUGAACGACGGCGUCACAAGCGAUUCCUAGCUGUUCUAUUGCUGCAGCGUAUGACUAGAGGUUACCUUAUAAGGAAACAUAUAGCCUGGCUUUCUUUUAAUGCUACUAUAAUACAGUGUGCGUUUAGAGUGCACAGAGCUCGGAAAGCAUAUCGAGGAGCUUUAAGAAGAGCUGUAAGGAAUAAACAUGGCAGACACUACGCACAAGCUGCGACUAAAAUACAAGCGUUGUGGCGUGGACAUCACUCUAGACGCACGAAAUUCUGUUACCGGUCGUACAGAAAAUGGUUGGCUACAGUCAAAGAGAGAGGUGAACGACGUGCGGCGGAAGCCGUAGAAUUUGGAAUCAGGAGUCGAGCUGAUGACCUAGGAAUUCUAGAGGAAGAGGCACGCCAAUGGCUCGCAUACGUCGUCUUCAAAUUACACCAUUUGCUUCGAACAUACGUAUGUGCCGGCGUCUAUUCAGAUCCAGGGACGUCGGAAUUAUCCGAGUUCGAAAAGCUACUUACAUCAAUACGUUACACAGAAUACAUGAAGCGGCUUAAGCGAAAAUAUCACGAGUUCGUGCGAAAAUUCCGACCGAAAUUCCGUAAUAAGAGAUUAUUCCCUAUAAUUGGCGAUGGAGCUGAUUACUGGUACCUAUCUUUGCCUGAAAUGUAUGAGCUGACGGUGCAGCUACCAAAGGAACGGGACACGAGGCAUCUGGCGACCCACCAUGGCCCGCAACACAAGGAGCCGUUUUUGUGGAGAAAAGUAAGACCGACUUUGGAAGAAGGAAGAGGGCCGUUUACCAUACCAAAAUCUAUUAGUCAUCUUACGCCGCCGACGCCCGCACCUACGCCAAGCGGCGACACGUACAGCCCCAAACCCCAAAAGGACCCGCGCUUUCAUCUAUACGUUAAACAUUAUACGCCACAGCCCGAUCUCUUUGAGUAUAUCGAUUACCAUAUAAAUGUUUUACUUACGAGAAAGUGCUCCAUACAGAGCGUUGAUAAAAGUGACCAUUGUUAA